This is a messenger RNA of Arachis ipaensis, 898 nucleotides long. The record is from RefSeq and is a predicted model, not a curated record. Lineage: Eukaryota; Viridiplantae; Streptophyta; Magnoliopsida; Fabales; Fabaceae.
UUUCCACUGCCACCAGCUGACCAACUAGGGAGAAAAUAUAUAAAAAUAAUAAAAGAAAAUAUGCAAAUAAAUACAAAACCAUGCAAUAAAAAGUAACAGUGAGGAGUUCUAGAAGGAAGAAGAACAUGAAGAAUUGGUAGCUAGUGGCAGGCAGAUAUUUUAUAUUGUGAAGUUGAGAGAGGCGAUUAUGGCAACAUGCUAUCCGUCUCCAUCACCAAAACGACAUAGUAUCGCUCCGAUGGCCGACCCCAAUUCCAAUCCGAAACCUAGCUACUCUAACGGGCCUUACGCCACCUUCCGUAUACUCUGCCACGCGUCACGCAUCGGCGGCAUCAUUGGUAAGUCCGGCAACGUCAUCAAGGCGCUCCAGCAGGCCACCGGCGCCAAGAUCCGGGUCGAAGACGCCCCGCAAGAGUCCCCCGACCGGGUCAUAUUCGUGGUGGCGCCAGUCUCUUCCUCCGCCGGCGGAAAUGGCGGUGACGGCGAUGCUGGAGACGGUUCGGAGGAGGUCUCGCAGGCGCAGGAGGCGCUGGUGAAGGUGUUCGAGAGGAUACUUGACGUCGCAGCCGAGGGUGAUAGCUCGUGUUUGGACGACGAGAGGGUUGUGUCGUGCCGUCUUCUGGCGGAGGCGGCGCAGGUGGGGUCCGUGAUCGGGAAGGGUGGGAAGGUGGUGGAGAAGAUCAGGAGGGACACCGGAUGCAAGAUUAGGGUUUUGAACGACCGUUUGCCGGCGUGCGCUGCGCCCUCCGAUGAGAUUGUUGAGGUCAGUGAGUUUUCCUUUUUGUUGCAUGAUGGUACAUUGUGUCUGAGUAGCGUUGCUGUGCUGAAUUGUGAGAUUCUGCAUGUGAGUAGGGUUUUUGGAUUACUGGAUUUGAUUGUUUAGGAUUAUGAAUGCUGU